Messenger RNA from Lachancea thermotolerans CBS 6340, 1326 nucleotides. It is a transcript of the gene APM1, whose product is annotated as Apm1p. Gene Ontology annotation, biological process: vesicle-mediated transport; intracellular protein transport. The transcript has a single exon. NCBI's taxonomy places the organism in Eukaryota, Fungi, Ascomycota, Saccharomycetes, Saccharomycetales, Saccharomycetaceae. Gene Ontology annotation, molecular function: clathrin-cargo adaptor activity. The coding region runs from base 1 to 1326 and encodes 441 amino acids. The record is from RefSeq and is a predicted model, not a curated record. Gene Ontology annotation, cellular component: clathrin adaptor complex; clathrin-coated vesicle.
AUGGCUUCUUGUAUCUACUUCUGUGACAACAAGGGAAAGGUAAUACUAUCUCGGCGCUAUCGAGAUGAUGUUCCGCCGUCAGCCAUAGAGAAGUUUCCGUCGCUACUUUUAGAAGCAGAGCAGGAAUCUAGCAUAGUUCCACCAUGUUUGACACAUAACGGCGUCCAGUACCUGUUCAUCCAGCAUAACGACAUAUAUGUGUUGACAAUGAGUAGAUCCCUAUCUAUCAACGUUGCGCAAGUGUUUUCUUUUCUCUACAAGCUCGUUGAAGUAUUGGCUGAGUAUGUCAAAACUGUGGAAGAAGAGUCCAUUCGAGACAACUUUGUGAUCAUUUAUGAGCUGCUCGACGAAAUGCUAGACUAUGGUAUUCCUCAGAUUACGGAAACCAAAAUGCUGAAGCAGUACAUCACUCAGAAAUCCUACAAGCUAAUCAAAUCGGCCAAGAAGUCGAAGAAUGUCAUUAGACCGCCAUCUCAAUUGACUAAGUCGGUGAGCUGGAGACCCGAAGGAAUCACUUACAAAAAGAACGAGGCCUUCUUGGAUGUCACUGAGUCCAUAAACAUGCUCAUAACCGCCAGCGGUCAGGUUUUGAGGUCAGAAAUACUGGGGAAGGUCAACGUUCGGUCUCGUUUGUCUGGAAUGCCUGAUUUAAAACUCGGGCUCAAUGAUAAGGGAAUAUUUACCAGCGUUGAGAGCGCUAGCAGUUCAGAAGCAACUGAAGGCAAAAAGUCCAACAUAGAGCUGGAAGAUCUCAAGUUUCACCAAUGUGUUAGGCUGAGCAAAUUCGAAAACGAAAAGAUUAUAACUUUUAUACCACCUGAUGGAGACUUUGAACUGAUGAACUACAGGCUAUCUACUCCUAUCAAACCCCUUAUUUGGUGCGAUGCCAAAAUUCAGGUGCACUCGCAGUCUAGAAUUGAAAUACACUGCCGAGCAAAAGCCCAAAUCAAGAAGAAGUCCACGGCUAAUAAUGUGGAAAUUUUAAUACCUGUCCCCGAGGACGCAGACUCUCCGAAGUUCAGGUACUCACAUGGUUCGUUGAAGUACGUUCCUGAGAAGAGUGCAAUUCUAUGGAAAAUCAAGACUUUCAAUGGGGGUAAGGAGUACUCUUUCGCAGCGCAGCUUGGUCUGCCUUCAAUGACGGACGCAGAAGUGCCAAGGGCGAAACGGCCAAUUCAAGUCAAGUUUCAAAUACCUUACUUCACGACCUCGGGAAUCCAGGUCCGCUACCUGAAGAUAAAUGAACCCAAACUUCAAUACCAGAGCUAUCCUUGGGUCCGGUACAUAACCCAAAGCGGAGAUGACUACACUAUCAGGACAGCAUGA